CUGAACAACUGUUCAUACAAUAUAGGACUAGAAAAUGAUUGAUUUAUUUCGGUUUUUCGUUUCUCAGAUUAUUCAAUAAACACUUUCUAUAGGAAAUAAGAAAAGGGGGCAGAAGGUGCAGGAGAUGAGAAAUGCCUGGUAUUCCAUAGUAAAUAAGAAUUAAAAAUAGAAAGAAGUAGUAUGUAAUUAAAGUAAGAUGUGGAGAAGAUUGGCAAAGAAAGGAAAGAAGAAAACGUUAUUUUAUUAGUUUUUUUAUGUUAUAAAUAAUGGGCGGUGUUUGAGGGACGAUUUUCAAUUUCAUUAUUUAACAUAUUAUUAUAAAAGUUGAUAAAAAGCUAUUGCGAACAGUUUCGUUUAUCACUCAUUCUUAAACCCAAGUCCCUGCUCCAUACUCUACAAUGUCGGAAGCGAAUUUUAUAAGAUUAAGGAAUUUAUUGAACGAUAAGGAAUCCGUAGAUGUGUUGCAUAAGACAGCCUCAGAGGCCAGAGCUGUUGUUUGCACUGAAAAACAUUGUCUAGGAUCGGUUUUACAAGGAGCAAAGAAAACGAAUAACGAUCAAUUUAAGACUAAUGAACAAAUUAAGUAUGAAGCCGAACUAUUUCUUACUGAAUAUUAUUCUUCUAUUAAGAGAAGGCACUCUGAAACUUUCGAACGUCGAAAGGCUCAAGUCCUACUUGAAAUUGAAAGACAAGAGGGCGUCUAUGAACUGACAACUCCAGAGUUAGUGUUUGGAGCUAAAACCGCCUGGAGGAAUUCAUCAAGGUGUAUUGGACGAAUUCAAUGGUCAAAAUUGCAGAUAUUCGAUGCAAGGCACAUAAGAACAGCGUCUGAAAUGUUUGAAGCCCUGUGCAAUCAUAUUAAUUAUGCCACAAAUAAGGGUCAAAUUCGUUCUGCAAUUACGAUUUUUCCCCCGAGGAGAAAAGGUAGGGGAGAUUUUCGAGUUUGGAAUGCUCUUCUUAUUAGAUAUGCUGGAUAUAAGCAGAAAGAUGGUUCAAUAAUUGGAGACCCCUCCAGUGUAGAAUUUACACAGCUGUGUCAGAAGUUAGGCUGGAAAGGCAACGGUGGACAUUUUGAUGUUCUUCCCCUAGUUGUAUCAGCUAAUGGUAAAGAUCCAGAAUGGUUUAACAUACCAUCAGAAUUGGUCUUGGAGGUUAACUUUAAGCAUCCGGAAUAUGAUUGGUUUGAAAAAUUAGAUUUAAAGUGGUACGCUUUACCCGCUGUCUCUAAUAUGCUUUUCGAUUGCGGUGGAAUAGAAUUCCCUGCUUGUCCAUUUAAUGGUUGGUACAUGUCGACAGAGAUUGGAUGUAGGAAUUUAUGUGAUCCAAACCGGUAUAAUUUAACCGAAACAAUAGCUUCCCAUAUGAAAUUGGAUACGACUAGUCAAGUAACUCUUUGGAGAGACAGAGCUAUGCUUGAGGUAAACAAAGCUGUUUUAUACAGCUUUCAGAAGGUAAAUGCAACAAUUGUCGAUCAUCAUACGGCUUCCGAAAGCUUUAUGAAACAUUUAGAAAACGAGCAAAAAUAUAGAGGAGGGUGUCCUACGGAUUGGGUAUGGGUUGUUCCCCCUCUUUCUUCGUCGUUAACUUCCAUUUUUCACCAAGAAACUGUCAACUAUUCCCUUAAACCGUCUUACGAAUAUCAAUUGGAUGCUUGGAAAACUUUUGAAUGGAACAAACAAAGUCAUAAUGACAAGAAAAAGAAGACUUUCAAGGAGAUUGCGAAAGCAGUUAAGUUUAGCGCUAAGCUCAUGGGUAACGCCUUAUCGAAGCGUAUCAAAUGCACCAUUCUUUUCGCUAGCGAAACAGGGCGAAGUGAACGAUUCGCUGGUCUUUUAGGCGAUUUAUUUAAAACUAUAUUUGACGUCAAGUUCAUUUGCAUGGAUGAUUACGAUACAAGUAAUAUGGAGCACGAAACUUUGCUAUUCGUUAUAACGAGUACAUCCGGUAACGGAGAUCCUCCGGAAAACGGACGGAAGUUUGCAGAAUUCCUAUACGAAAAAAAGAGAGAGUUCUUCGCCGAACCACUAUCUACCAAGCGUUCCUCCUUCCUUAGAAUGGAUAGCGAAGAAGCCCGAAAUCAGAACGAAGAACGAGUCAGACCGUUUAGUAAUAUAAGUUUUUCGGUAUUUGGUCUAGGGUCGAGCGCCUACCCAAAGUUCUGCAACUAUGCUAAAUAUAUUCAUCGCCUCUUCCGAGAACUUGGAGCCGAAGAAGUCCUCGAGCUGGUUUUGGGAGAUGAGUUAGGUGGUCAAGAAAAAGAAUUCGGUAUUUGGGCUAAAAGAGCAUUUAGAACCGCCUGCCGAACGUUCUAUUCAGCCGACGAAGCCAACAUAUCUGAUGCAUUUACUCAAAAUUGGUCAAAAUCCAGAUCCAGAUUACGUAAAUUAGACAUAUCUGAACCAAUUUCGAUAAAAGAUGGUCUUAGCUAUAUAAGUAGAAAGACGAUAGUGCGUUGUAAAUUGAUGAAUAGAACGCAAUUACAGCAUAAGGAUUCCGGGAGACAGACUAUACUAAUCGAAUUGGACUCAACUGAAAAUCCCGCAGAAGCAGUUUAUCAACCUGGAGAUCAUAUCGCCAUCUAUCCCGAAAAUAGUCCGGAAGCUGUGUCCCAGGUCCUCGAAUUUGUUAAAUGCGACGGGGAUUUUUCUGCCGACGAUGUAAUACAAAUGGAAAGAUUUGAAGAGGAAGAAUCUAAAAAAUGGGUACCAGAUGAGCGCUUCCCUAUUAAUUUCACUCUAAGAAUAGCACUUCAGAGGUACAUGGAUAUUUCGAGUCCGCCUUCUCAAUUAAUGCUUAAGCAGUUAGCCGGAUUGUCCAAGGAUGAGAAGGAUCAGAACUAUUUAAUAGAAUUGUCAGAGGAUGAGAGAAAAUAUGAAGAAUGGAAAUACACGUUUUGUCAAACUCUACCUUUGCUUCUUAAACAAUGUCCUUCUGUUAAGCUUCCUCCAAUAGUUUUGCUUACCCAACUGCCUUUCCUUCAGCCUAGAUUUUACAGCAUAUCAUCAUCUCCCUUGUCAUCCCCGACUAGAAUUGAUUGCACUAUUGCUGUAGUUGAUUACCAAUUACCUAACGGUGGUCUUCGCAAAGGUGUCUGCUCCAAUUGGUUAAAUACUCUCCCAUUAGGUUCUUCCAUACCCUGUUAUGUUAGAGCGGAACCUAAUUUUCGCUUACCAGAUAACCCUAAAUUACCUAUAAUCGUAGUGGGCCCUGGAACUGGUUUAGCUCCAUUUAGGUCAUUCUGGAGAGAAAGGCUUUAUAAUAUGAAAAGUGGUCGAAUGGAGAUGGGCGAAAUGCACCUGUAUUUCGGCUGCAGACGAAAAGAAUACGAUUAUAUUUACAGGGAAGAAUUGGAAAGAUGCCAUGACCUAGGUGUGCUUAAUAGUUUAAGGGUAGCUUUUAGCAGGGAACCUAACCAACCCAAGGUACUUAAACUUUUGAUUCUAUUAUAUCUAUUUUCUUUCUUUUUUACCAGUUUCCUUUUAAUUUCCUUAUCAUAUUCUCUCUUUCAGACAUACGUACAAGAUCUACUUGAAAGGGAUGGAAAAUCACUCUAUGAACUUCUUACGAAACAUAACGCCCAUUUUUACGUGUGCGGUGACGUAUCUAUGGCUGCAAACGUUUCAACUACUUUACAAAUUAUAUUGAAAAAAGUAGGCGGUAUGAGUAAUGAUGAAGCUUCAAAUUUUCUUCUCGAGAUUGGAGAUUCCAAUAGAUUUCAUCAAGAUAUUUUUGGACUGACAUUUAAAGCUGGUGAAAUAACGGAAAAAGUUAGAAUGAAUAAAUUGAAGAGCAUGGAAAAACUAUAAUGCUAACACAACUUAUAUACUAUAUAUAUACAUAUAUAUAUAUAUAUAUAUAUA
This is a messenger RNA of Dimorphilus gyrociliatus, 3860 nucleotides long. The record is from the annotation of a GenBank genome assembly. Lineage: Eukaryota; Metazoa; Annelida; Polychaeta; Dinophilidae.